CUGUUUUUGGAAAUUAAAGGAUUGCUAAGGUGCAGCAAAAGUUGCAGGCUUAGAUGGACUAAUUACUUAAGACCAGGAAUUAAAAGAGGCAAUUUCACACCUCAUGAAGAAGGAAUGAUAAUCCACUUACAAGCUUUAUUGGGUAACAAAUGGGCAGCCAUAGCUUCAUAUCUUCCACAAAGAACAGAUAAUGAUAUAAAGAAUUACUGGAACACCCACUUGAAGAAGAAGCUGAAGAAGUUCCAAUCAGCUGCUUUAGACUCCAUACCAACAACAAGUGAGAGAUCAAGAAACGUUUAUAAUUUGAGCCCAAUUUCAUCAAGAAACGUGACCAACUCACCAUCAUCAUCAUCAACCUAUGCAUCAAGCACUGAAAACAUCUCGCGUCUCCUUCAAGGUUGGAUGACUUCAUCUCCAAAAACGACAUUUUAUGGGAAUAAUACGACAACUAAUGAUGGAGCAAGCAUUAUUAUUGGCAAUUCACCAGUGGGUAAUGAUAAUGUUAAAGGAGUUGCUGUGCAAGAAAUGAGUAAUGGUUUAAUUUCUCACGAAGAAUUUGAGUCUAUUCUAUCUUUUGAGAACUUGAAUAAUAUUUCUGCAUGGGAUAAGUGUACUUGUGAUUCUGCAAGCGAAGAGAAAGAAGCAGAGAACAAGAAGAAGCAGAAAUCUGAGAUUAAUAAUAAUCCGCCAUUAUCAUUUCUUGAGAAGUGGCUUUUGGAUGAAAGUACCGGUAAUAGUGAUCAAGUACUGGAAGAAGAAGAAGGAGAAGGAGAAGGAGAAGAAGAAGAUGAAGCAAUGGAACUGUCUCCAAUAUUCUGAUCAUGUCAUUGUCCUUUUCUUUUCUUUUCUUUUCUUUUGUUUUGGGUUUUUGUGUGGAAGUUCUAGAGCCGAAAAAAAUUGUCAAUGGGAUAGUUUAAAGGAAAAAAAAAAGGUGGAGCAGGGGAAAAAAAUGAAAAUUAAAGACUUCUAAUUAAUCUUUUUUAGUUGGGGUUCUGAGACGUUGGGAUGUCUUUGCAAAUGUAAUUAACCUUUAAUUAGCAUCUCUUAAGCUAUUCUUAUUCAAAUAAUUAAGCAUUAAUAAUUGAUUGUAA
Molecule: messenger RNA, 1091 nt
Organism: Jatropha curcas
Lineage: Eukaryota; Viridiplantae; Streptophyta; Magnoliopsida; Malpighiales; Euphorbiaceae
Source: RefSeq, a predicted model, not a curated record